UCCAUCCUCUCAAACUAAGCUGCUUCUACUACUGGCUCUAGUAUUACUGCUAUUAACUAUCCGCUACAUACCAUAGCUAGUAGUACCAUAUCCAAGAAGCUUUUGGUGGUAUUUGAGAUGGCUUCCAAAAGCUCAACAUCAUUUCCACUCUUUCUCGCUCUCAAUCUCCUCUUCUUUGCCUUUGUAAGUGCUUGUGGUACCUGCACUUCCCCUAAGCCAACGCUAAAGGCCGCUACUCAGGGCACUUGUCCUAGAGAUGCUCUUAAGUUCGGAGUGUGUGCAGAUUUGCUUGGUUCUUUGCUUAGCAUCAGCAUAGGGACACCCCCAAAAACCCCAUGUUGCUCUCUCAUUGAAGGCCUUGCCGAUCUUGAGGCUGCUGUUUGCCUUUGCACUGCCAUUAAAGCUAGCAUCAUGGGGAUUAACCUUGAUGUCCCGCUCUCGCUCAGCUUGCUUCUCAAUGUCUGUUCAAAGAAUGUUCCCUCGGACUUCCAAUGUGCCUAAUGGUGCUGCUUUCUCUCCCAUUUGCUUGUUCUAUGGACGUGUGUUUAAUUUUUAGUACUCUUCUCGUUUAUGCAUUAUCAGUGUGUUAAUUAUUGAAUAAGUGAUGGUGACAGCUUGUUUCCCUUGUACUACUGCUCCGGUUGUGACCAGUAGUAAUACUGAAUAAACAUUAUAAGAUUUGUGCUUUUCCUUUCCAAGUGAUCCUUGUAUAAUUAUAUAUGUGUAUGUUUUUAUGCAAAAUAUGAAAGAAAAGUAUUACUUUUUU
Rubroshorea leprosula is the source of this 766-nucleotide messenger RNA. The record is from the annotation of a GenBank genome assembly. NCBI's taxonomy places the organism in Eukaryota, Viridiplantae, Streptophyta, Magnoliopsida, Malvales, Dipterocarpaceae.